AUGAGCGACACUGAAACAUUUACAGUAAGUUUUGACGAAAAAAAACCGGAAAAAGAUUUGAAUCUUCUCGCCGAUUUUUCGACAGCUUGCUUGGUUUUGAGGUCACAGAUUUCGAUCUGAUCUAAGAUGUUUUUCGCCUCACUUUUUUUUCCCGAUGUUGUUUUUAUUUAUAUAUUUAUAUGGGUGUUCGUUUUGGUUUAGGCUUAUUCGGCCUGAAAAGAGGCCCAUAUAGGUUUAGGCUUUGGGAUAGGCUUGAACUUAGCUUGUAGCCCCGGAGUUAAGUUUAGACCUUACUCUAGGCUUAUUCACAGACCUAACCAUAGGUCGUAAGCCUUUAUCGUAGGCUUAGGUUUGUCUAUAGGCUUAAUUAUAGGCAUAGCUAUAGGCUUAGGCUUGACAUAUGGCUUCUCUAUAGGCUUGGGCUUAGCCAUAGGUCUAACUAUAGGCUUAGGCUUUUUCGUAGGGAUAAUUAUAGGCCUAAGCUCAACCAUAGAUCUAACUGUAGGCUUAGGCUUCUCCAGAAGCCUUGGGGGCUCAGCCAUAAGCCUAACAGGCCAAACCCGUUUUCCAGGCCCAAGACUUCAAUCUUGACGAGUUGCGAAGACUCGAAGAAUCGGCGCGAACCGCCGAAAGCAUCUCAAACACCAGACUCGACGAGGAAAUGGGCAAACGAGCCAAAGCGCGAAAACGAGCCGCGAGACAAGCGGCGGAGCUCACGGAUUCAUCCGCAAGCUCGGUUGCCGCACCUUCCGCUUUGGAUGAAACGGAUUGCGAGAUUCCGGAAGCGGAAGAGAAGCAGGUUUCGCCGUCGAGAAUUCCGGUUUUGCAGAAAGGUGAGCAAUUUGGGCUCGAAAUUCCACGUGGAUUUCAGAUUUUUCAGAAACUUUGUGAAAUUGGAGCAUUUUGAGUACAAAAAAUGUCAUGUUUAAGCUCAAAAUGCUCCAAAUUCCACGUGGCAUCUGAAAAUUUCGAUUUUGGUCCGAAACUAGUCAUGUUCGGGCUCAAAAUGCUCCAAAUUUUUGCAGGAACUCGUUCCUCAUCAUCCGUCACCGGUUCUCUCGCCACCACUACAAAUCUAUCCAACUACACUUCACGCAUCCCACGUCCAAAAGCCAAACUCAUCUAUUUGCCACGUGGCAAUUUGGAGCAAUUAUUAUCGGACACCGAGUCCAAUUGUACACUUUCGAGUUAUACUGGAAAUGAGCCGGUGAGUUUUUUUUGUGAGCUGAGCUCAAAAUGCUCCAAAUUUUGCGCAUUUUCAGUCGCUCGCCACUUCAGAAAUGGUUUCGCCCGGAGAAAAUCACACUUGCCGAGAUCAUAUUCCACCUCUACAACAUUGCGAUAUUUCUACUGUGAGUUCAGAAUCCACAUGGCAUUUUGAGCCCAAACACGAAGGUUUUUGUGCUCAAAAUGCUCCGAAUUCCACGUGGAUCUCAGAUUUUUCAUUUUCAGCAGAGAAUUUGGAGCAUUUUGCGCCCGAAAUUUGAAAUUUUCAACAAAAAUUGCAUUUUUCAUUAGAGCUCAUUCAGAAAAAUUAUAGAAUUUUUCAUUACAAAAUGUGAUUCUCAACAGAGCGUACUUGCUAUUUUUCAUAAUUCGAACCAAAAAACAAAAAAACGAGCAAGUUUGAGCUCAAAAUGCUCCAAAUUCCACGUGGAAUCUGGAAAUUCUAAUUUCAGCCAGGUUUCUGGAGCAUUUUGAGCCAGAAGCCCUCAUAUUUGGACUCAAAGUUCAGGUUUUUGGUUCGAAAUAUAGAAAAUAGCACUCUAUUGAGAAUCACGCUUUGUAAUAAAAAAUUCUGAAAUUUUUCUAAAUGCGCUCUAUUGAAAAAUACAAUUUUUGAUGAAAAUUUCGAAUUUUCGAGAUUCAAAAUAGCUCAAAAUGCUCCAAAAAUUGAGCUCUUCAGAAAAAUGCACACGAAUUUUAAUGAAAAUCUAAUCCUUCCAGAUGUCUGAAUCGCUAACCGAACAAAAUUCAUUGGAACAACCCGAACAAUUGACAGUUUUGGCUGAAGGUGGCGGUGUUCAAGUUCAACUAAAUCUAUCCGCUCUGAUUUCUGGUAUGAAUAUGGAGGUGGCCGGGAUCAAAAUUGUAUAA
Molecule: messenger RNA, 2097 nt
Organism: Caenorhabditis angaria
Lineage: Eukaryota; Metazoa; Nematoda; Chromadorea; Rhabditida; Rhabditidae
Source: the annotation of a GenBank genome assembly